UCACUGAGGUAGCCAAAUAGGUUCUGAUCACGCCUUUCUCCUCCUCCAUGCUUACACUGGUACUACUGUAGUACAUGCAAGAAGAAGACGAUGUCACUAGCAGCUUUAGGUUUGUGCCUACAUCUAGCUUCAUUCAGAGACUAGAGGCAAAGAAGAGAUACGCAUUCGACAACUCGUAGGACUAGCUAGGUGGUGUCUUCUUCUCCACAUUCCAUUCCAUGAGCUUGGGAGUGUAACCUUCCAAGGAGAGAGCGAUAGAGAGAUAGUUGUGUGUUUGUGUGCCAAGCUAGCUCUAGGCUUAUUGAUUCUUGGGCCAUUGAUCGAUGGAUGCCAUGCAAGGAGAGCAAGGUAAUGGUGGCACGAGCCCUAGGCAGAGCUCGUGCAUUGUGAAGGGCCCCAUCAUCGUCGGCGCCGGCCCGUCAGGCCUCGCCGUGGCGGCCACCCUUCGCCGGCACGCGGUGCCCUUCACCAUCCUCGAGCGCUCCGACGGCAUCGCCGACCUCUGGACGAACCGCACCUACGGCCGCCUCCGCCUGCACCUCCCCAAGGUCUUCUGCGAGCUUCCCCACGUCCGCUUCCCGCCGGAGUUCCCCACCUACCCGAGCAAGCGCGAGUUCCUCCGCUACCUCCACUCCUACACCGCGCACUUCUCCAUCUCCCCGCUGUUCGGCCGCACGGUGACGCGGGCGCGGUUCGACGAGGCGACGUCGCUGUGGCAUGUGACCGCGGCGGCGGACGGCGGCGAGGUGACGGAGUACGUGUCCAAGUGGCUGGUGGUGGCCAGCGGGGAGAACGCGGAGGUGGUGGUGCCCAAGGUGAAGGGGAGGGAGCGGUUCGCCGGGGAGGUGCUGCACUCCAGCGAGUACAAGAGCGGGGAGAGGUUCAAGGGCAAGAGGGUGCUGGUGGUGGGAUGUGGCAACUCCGGCAUGGAGAUGUGCUUGGACCUGUGCGAGCAUGGUGCCAUCCCUUUCAUGUCAGUACGGAGUGGGGUGCACGUUUUACCAAGGGAGAUGCUUGGAUCCUCAACCUUCGGCAUAGCCAUGAAGCUGCUGCGAUGGCUGCCGGUAAAGCUGGUGGACAUGUUCCUCCUCCUGGUUGCAAAGAUGAUUCUUGGGGACACCGAGAAGUACGGGCUGAAGAGGCCCAAGCUGGGGCCUUUGGAGAGUAAGGAGGUGACCGGGAAGAGCCCUGUUCUGGACGUGGGGGCAUGGUCCUUGAUCAAAUCCGGAAACAUCAAGGUGGUGGCAGAAGUGGAGUCAUUGGGCUGCAACGGGGCGAGGUUCGUGGACGGCAACGAGAUGGCCUUCGAUGCCGUCAUCUUCGCCACCGGCUACAGGAGCAACGUCCCGUCAUGGCUCCAGAACGACGGGUUCUUCACGGAGGACGGCAAGCCCAAGGCCAGGUGCCCCAGCAACUGGAGAGGCCCCAACGGGCUGUACUGCGUCGGGUUCUCCGGCCGGGGCCUGCUCGGCGCGGGCGCGGACGCGCUGCGUGCUGCCGCCGACAUCGCCGGGAGUUGGCAGGAGGAGGAGAUGGUGGCAGCUGGAGCUGGAGUUGGAGCGGCCACGAUCUCCCCAGUGUGAUCCAUCGACCCACAGGGCAGGGCGGUGGUGUUGCAGGCACCCCUGUGAGCUAUGCAUGUAGCUGGCCUGGAGGGAGACUGGUGCCACCGGCCGCGCGGCUGAUGGCGCUGUUCACUGCAGUGGCAGACUCAUACUGUAUGUAUAUGGGAGAGAGGGAGAGUAAGAGGAGGUGUGUGUGAGUGUGUAUGUGCAGUGGCCAUGGCCUGGAGCAGGGCUGGACUGUGACAAAAUUUUGAAUAGGAAAAAGUCUGCCACUAGUGUUUUUGUC
Aegilops tauschii subsp. strangulata is the source of this 1851-nucleotide messenger RNA. RefSeq names its product indole-3-pyruvate monooxygenase YUCCA8-like. Lineage: Eukaryota; Viridiplantae; Streptophyta; Magnoliopsida; Poales; Poaceae. Gene Ontology annotation, biological process: auxin biosynthetic process. The record is from RefSeq and is a predicted model, not a curated record. Gene Ontology annotation, molecular function: NADP binding; N,N-dimethylaniline monooxygenase activity; flavin adenine dinucleotide binding.